AUGGCAUCGGCAACAACUACCUUGGGGAAUAUCCCUCACGCGAGCACCAUUGCCACAGCUGCCUCCUCCUCCCCCUCGCUGUCGUCGUCUCCCUCCGCCGCUCCUCGCGUUGUCGGCCUAUACGGCAUCCCCGGGUGCGGAAAAUCCUUCAUGAUGAACGAACUCAAGAAGGAUCUUGGCCAGGAAACCGAGAUCCAGGAACUGCGUGGGCUCUGCUAUGCCAACAACAUAUUGUUCGCCAAACUUUAUCCCAAUAUGCGUGAAAAGCUUUUGAACUUGCUCCUUGAUACCCAGCGUUAUGACGAAGAGCAUAAGCAAACUUUGUCCGCGGAGGAUACAGGAACGCUUUUCUGGGACACGGUCAACAGGCCAGACGACGAACACCCAGGCUCCGCGCCGUUGAAAGUGUUGUUUGGUAGUAAUAUGGGAUACUCGUACGAAGCAUUCCGUCAAGCGAUGCUGUUAUACGAAGAGUCAACCAGCGAUGCCAAGUUCGAGACCAUCUGUGACGAGAUUGCGCAACGUGCGCCGCUGUACCCCCAGAUGAUAACCUUUCUGAAUCGAGUGGCCGAAAACAGACAUAUCCGUCCAGAAAAGAUCAUUGCAUGGCAAGGACUCUCCAAGACGGUGCAAGUUGUGGGAGGCGGACGCCUUGCGGACGGAUAUGUUGUGAUAGCCUCAGUCAAGAAAGCACUGGUAGCCCGUGCAAAAGAUGUACAUCGGGUGCUUCGGGUCAUUGCCUUUGGAGAUAGCUCACUGGAUCUGCCGAUGCUGAAGGCAGCAGACCAGGCCUUUGUGGUGGUGGGCGAAGAGGCCACCCGAAGCAAGAGCAUGGACCGCGAGCUACCUUCGGCCAUGGUCAAUGACGGCUUGAGAGCCCAGCAGAGCCUGUUGCCGAAUAGCUCCACGCCUCCCAGACUAGAUACCAUACAGCUCCCAAUCGCUGAUUUCGAAAGCACGGAUUUCCUCAACUCAAUCAUUGCACCUUGCGCCUUGGUUAGGAGUCUACAGGUCCAUCAUGCCACCCAUAGCACGGCGGCCAAGCUCCACGGGGAAGGACAGACAUUGAUAGUUGCUUUGAUCCGGGGUGGAGAGCCCAUGGCUUUUGGUAUUAACGAUGUCUUUCCCAAGGCGCAGUUUCUCCACGCAGCGAAGCCGGAGGAUGUCAAACAGCAUCAUCUUGAAGGCAAUUCGACCAUCAUACUUGUUGAUUCGGUAAUCAACAAUGGCGAUACGGUCGCCAAAUUCAUCCAGUUCAUCCUCACCUCCGACACCACGAUCCGUAUCAUCGUCGUUGCAGGCGUUGUUCAGGAGAAGGCGGUGGCAUUGGGUAGCCCUCUCUGUUGCGCUGCGCCUCUCCGAGAACAAAUAUACCGGCCGUGGCGGAACCGACACCGGCAAUCGCCUGUUUAA
Aspergillus mulundensis is the source of this 1413-nucleotide messenger RNA. RefSeq lists its product as uncharacterized. Lineage: Eukaryota; Fungi; Ascomycota; Eurotiomycetes; Eurotiales; Aspergillaceae. The transcript is spliced from 4 exons. Bases 1 to 1413 code for a protein of 470 amino acids. The record is from RefSeq and is a predicted model, not a curated record.